AUGAUGAUUCGCAUUCGCCCUCCUAGUGCUGGCGAAUCUAUUCUCUGUAUCGAUGGCGGCGGAGUCAGAGGAAUUAUUCCCUUGAUGAUGUUAAUUGGUGUUCAAGAAUCUCUCGACCUCCCAAUACCUGUUCAGGAACUCUUUACGAUGGCAUAUGGAACAAGCGUUGGGUGGUCCCUUAAGAAGUGUGCAACUGAGUUUGAGACAUUGGCCAAAGAUGCCUUUCAGCCGGAGUCAGUAGGUCUCCUUCGAUGGAUCAUGUCAUUCUUUACAGACUCCGUGUAUGAACCUCAAGGGAUUGAGAAAGCUUUGAUGAAGUUGCAUGGCAACAACAAGAUGACUGAUAUUUCCUAUGCCACCCAUAUUGGUGCCAAAGUUGGCGUGUUGGCUGCUACCACUGAAAACCCUUCUGUCUAUCUCUUCACCAAUUACAAUGGCGUGGGCAACCCAAGGAGCGGCUAUCAUGUCAUCAGAACGAGCGAGAAUGCAGAGUUAUGGGAAAUAUACUUCCCCCCCAAGCAUAUUCAAGGAAUUGGUAGUUUUCAGGAUGCCGGCAUAUUAAAGAAUAACCCAGUUGCCCUGGCGUUAUCGGAACAUUAUGCUCUUCACGGCGAUAGAAAGCCGGAUAUUGUGUUGAACCUCGGUACUGGUUCAACACCGAGCCCGGUGCCCCCGGGUCAGAAGUUGGGUCGAGCCAGGAACAAAUGGUGGCCGUACCGCGUGGUCAGAGACCUCCUCAGCACCAUGGAGGGAAGGAAAGAGUGGGCAAAUAUUUUUGGUGUCAUUCACAGCUCAAAUCGCAGGGACAGGUUCAAACGACUUGAUAUCAUCAUGGAUAAGCUUCCAGCGCUUGACGAUGUCAGCUCGAUACCGAUGCUGAGAUCCUUGGUUUACCUGGAGCCGGGCUUGCAAGAAGAAUUUGAUAGUAUGGCAAGCCGACUUUUCACCACGUUAUUUUAUUUUGAACUGGAGCAGCUUCCUAUCAAGUCAGGCAGCAAGUUUCAGGUGAGUGGCAACAUUUUAUGUUUGCGAACCACGUUCGACCCAGCGCUUCCGAAGAUUUUCAACCGGUUGAAGAACACGAAAAUUAUCGUAAAUGGAAAGCCAGUUCGAUUCAAACUCAACAAGGACUGGCAUGGGAAUAUUCACGGCGCUAUCUCGUUCCUUUCGGGCGAUGCAAUACAGAUUGAUAUGAAGGAGGAUGGCGCGAAACGGGCCUUUCCACUCAGCGGUACACCAUGUUCUUUGCAAAAAUUGGUCGCUGCAAGCGGUCUUGCGGACUACUUUGGGAAUCGGCCUCACAAACGGGGGGCGGUAAGGUACAUCGGUGAGCUGGGUAAGAGCGACUCUAACGACAAUGGACGGAAUCUUCGUAAAAGAGGAGCAGAGUGUGACAUCAAUGACAGGCCCUUGAAGAGAGCCAAGCAUUAA
Clonostachys rhizophaga is the source of this 1431-nucleotide messenger RNA. The record is from the annotation of a GenBank genome assembly. NCBI's taxonomy places the organism in Eukaryota, Fungi, Ascomycota, Sordariomycetes, Hypocreales, Bionectriaceae.